AGCAUCCUUCCCACAGCUGCUGCUAAAGCCGAGCCUUUAAGAGAUGAGCAUCCCGGAGUUCCUACUGGAAGUGUCCCUCGUGGUGAUAGCUGUUGUCUCGUUGUUGACAAACUUGUCAGUGCUGCUAUGUUUCACCCAGAGCGCCGACUUAAGGUCCCAUGUGCCUGGAAUCUUCGUCCUAAACCUGUCUUUCUCCAACAUCCUCCUCGCUCUCAUAAACAUGCCUGCCACUUUUCUCGGGGUGGCCAAACGCACAAAGCCCUUCGGGGACUUGUUCUGUCAAGCAGUCAGUUUUGGCGAGACUUUCCUCACCACUAACACCAUGUUGAGCAUGGCCGCGCUCAGCAUGGACAGGUGGAUAGCGGUGGUGUUUCCACUCAGUUACUCCAGCAAGAUGCGUUACAGGGAUGCUUUUUUGAUCGUGGCGUACUCCUGGCUGCACUCUCUCACCUUCUCUCUGACUCAGUUGCUGAUGGACUGGGGAGGUUACAGUCACACUUAUGCUACAUGUACAGUGCACCUGGACGGGGAGGAGAGGACGCAGCUGGCCGCCUAUGCGACCUUCACAGCGCUGUUCCACUGCAGCAGCUUUGCGCUCUGCCUCUUCGUCCUCUGCUUCGCCUACCUCAAAGUUUUGAGGGUGGCCAAGUCCCACUGCAAGAGGAUAGAUGUCAUCACAGUGCAGACUCUGCUUCUGCUGGUUGAUAUUCACCCAAGUGUGAAGGAGAGGUGUCUAUCUGAACAGAAGAAGAGGAGGCAGCGUGCCACCAAAAAAAUCUGCAUCUUCAUCGGCUCCUUCCUCCUCUGCUUUUCACCCUAUGUUAUAACAAGAUUGGUGGAGCUGUUGCCUUCUGUGCACAUCCCCCGGUACUGGGGCAUCACUACCAAAUGUCUGUCCUAUGCCAAGGCUUCCAGUGACCCGUUCGUCUAUUGUCUGCUGCGGCAACAGUACAGGAAGGUCCUGGUUAGUGUCAUCAGUCGGGUUAUGAGACAAAAUCCGUACUCGCUGUCUGUCCACAGCACAAGCAGCACACUGGACACCACAGAAGACACCUGUGUUGCUAGAAUAGCCUGA
Molecule: messenger RNA, 1075 nt
Organism: Scomber japonicus (chub mackerel)
Lineage: Eukaryota; Metazoa; Chordata; Actinopteri; Scombriformes; Scombridae
Gene: gpr78a
Product: G protein-coupled receptor 78a
Exons: 3
Coding region: 44-1075 (343 amino acids)
Biological process (GO): adenylate cyclase-activating G protein-coupled receptor signaling pathway
Cellular component (GO): membrane
Molecular function (GO): G protein-coupled receptor activity
Source: RefSeq, a predicted model, not a curated record